GCUGCGCCAGGCAUUUAAUGGGCGCAGCUGGGCGCAGCCUCUUUCGUAGGAAGCUUCUCUUUACGAGUUCCACGACGAUUUCUUCCCGGUUCACCUUUGCUUCUUAAGUGAUUAGUAGUCGUAUGAAUUCUCUAAACGAUCUACGAUAUUUUAGUGACGUAUUGAUAAUAAACAAAUUCCUUACGUUCAUUCGUAAAAGUUUUAUUGCCGAACGUUCAACUACCUUUUACGAAAGUGCGUCCCCACUCUCGUGUAUUCAUCGUCUUGUAUCCAUCCAUCGAUUCAUCUGUUCAUUGACGCGAACUUGCUAAAUGCACUUUCGUCUUUCUCGUUUGACCAUAAAUCACGGAAGAGUAUACGAUGUUCCUUAAACAAUAUUGUUUGUUAAGAGGUGAAAGGUGUUCAUGAACGUUAGUUUUCAUUAUAUUCCUCAAGGAUAGUUCAACAAUCGUUUUUUUUACAACAAGACGCGACUAUCUCAGAUACAAUACCCUAAUAUAAAAUGAUCAUGUAUACAGUCGCGGAAGAACACAUAAGUGAUAAUGAGAUUGCACAGGUAAUAGCAUUUAUAUGCGGGGUCAUAGUAAUACUUUUAAUGAUAAUGGGACUUGCUUCGACGGAUUGGUUAAUGGCCUUAGGAUGGAGGCAAGGACUUUUUGUACAUUGCAUCGAAGAAGGUGCACCAACUCCACUGCCAUUUAAUAUGCCAGAUCCACAAGGAUGUUAUCAAGCUAGAGAUGUUGCAUAUAUAAAAGCUGCUGCUACUUUGUGUGUGAUAUGCCUCUUAUCAGAUAUUAUGGCAACAGUUUUAACGGGUCUUGGAUUAAGAUCACAAGAUCAUAGAGAAAAACACAAAUUCUACAGAUUUGCUGUUUUAUGUAUGGGUAUUGCACUCGUAUGUCUUUUAACUGCAUUGGUAAUUUAUCCUGUGUGUUUUGCCACAGAACUUAAUCUUGGAAAUAGAACAAUGUGGGAAUUUGGAUGGGCGUAUGGUGUUGGAUGGGGUGCAGCUAUAUUUUUAUUUGGUGGAGCAGUAUUACUUUUAUGCGACAAAGAAAGUGAAGAAAUUUAUUAUAAGGAAAGAAAAAUAGUUCGCAAUGAGAUGGGAGGAGGUAGUUCAAUGACUGGCAUGGGACAUCAUGGUGGACGAAGUGGUACGCAACUAGCCUAGUGGCAUUGCACCCUGCCCGAUGUUGUACUCUAGGUGAUUCUUUUCUUUUUUGUUCUCACAGUUUGAUACCCAUGCGAAGAGUUGUAUACGUGUAUAUGAAAAUGAACAGUUUUUAUACAUGUUACCUGCAUGUUAGAUCAGAAUAUAUUGGAGUUACAGACGGUUUGGUGUAAAAUAUAUGGAACAUGUCGUGCAAACAUUGCUGAAAUUACAAAAGUAUCUAUCAGUUGACUGAACAUAGUUCUUUUAGUAAAUAGUUACCAUUUGGAAUUAUCAUGGGAAUUAUAGUAAUUAAUACAAUUUUGGGACCAUUGUUAUUUUAAGUUUUUCUCUACAGUAUUAUAUAUCCUUUAUAUAUUCUAAAUUUAUAAUUGUUUUAGAAAAUUAUUUGUUUUACACAAAUUACUUUGCCAAGUUAAUUCCGGAUGUAUAAAAGUAAAUUUACUUUUUGAUAAUUACAAUAAUUAUCUUAUGAAAUGUUCCAAUGAAUAUUACAUCUAGUAAAAUUAUUAAUAUUGUUUUAUAUUAUUUAUGUAAGUAUAUACAUAUUAAUUUCACAAUUAACAUAAGUUAUUUCGAUAUAAUUUAUAGUAAAGCACAAAAAUAAUAGAUGAAAUAUUGAAAAAUACUGCUAAUUAAUUCUAAAAUUACUUUGAGUAAAUAAGCUAGUGUUUUUUUUUAUUUUAGUUGUUAUGUAUCUUAUUCUUUACAAGUAAAAUAUUUACAUUAUGUUACCAUUUUUAAGAAAUACAUAAAAUUUUGCUAAGUAGAAAAUAUAUCAAUAAGUAUCAUUAAUUUAUGUUUUUUAUUUAUUGUUACUUAUCAAUAGUGCAGCUUUUUUUUUACACAUAUAAGUUAUACUAAUGAGGUAUCUUCCAAGCCUAAGAUAUUUGUGGGUCUUCUUUUAUAUAUAACUGAAUAAUUUGGCUAAAAUUAUAAUAUACUAAUUUAUAAAUUUUAACUUUUCCAUUAUUUGAUUACUAUUUACAAAAUUAUAAUUAAGUAUUUGCUUUUGACAUUUAUUGUCACGAGCUGAUCUUCUUACAAAUAAAAAUAAUUUAUAUUUGUACCAUAAAUUAUAUGUUUAUAUUAACAUUUUUAUAAAUUUAGUAGGUUGAUAUAUACUCAUACAAGAAUAUAGCUUAUUAUAUUUUAAGGUUUUGUUUAAUAAUAUUUUUCGUAAUAUAAGCGAUUUAUAUUUCUGUAAUUAGUAGAAUAUGUCCAAAGUACAGUCAACUGAAACAGGAGUAAGAGCAAGUAUCAAACAAAUUUUGAUAAACUCGUAUAAAAUGUUCAUUUCUGUAAAUAUAAAUACAUUAAUAAUAUCAAAACUCUACAAUCGCGGUAAAACAAAAUUUAUAUAAAUUAUAAUUCCAAAGUAUGAAAUGAUAAAAAAACAAUUUCUGAUGUUUUACAUCGAUUAAUGGGUUGUAAUAAGUGAAAAUCCCUUUUUUCAUUUUUAUGUAAUCCAAGACAAAAUCUUUUAUUAUGAAAAAGGAAUAUCUCUUUAAUCAGAAAUAUUUUCUAUGAACCAAAUACAUUUUAAGUUAAAAUACCAAUAUUACAGAUUUUAUAAGUCUUUAACACAAUGGAGGCAGCUCGGGCAGGUAUUGUCAUUACGUUAUUUGCAUUAUAUACAUGUACGUAUAUGUACAUAUAAGUAUCUUAUAAAUACUUGUAAUAGUAUGGUAAUAACAUCUAUGGUUAUUGUAAUAUUAUUAAUAUGUUGUACAUGCAAUUUUCACAACAUGAUAUAUGGAUGACCAUGCAUUUUAUGAGAGCUUUAUAUGCAAUGUUCGAUUAUAUGUAUAUGCAUUGUCAGUACAUAAACCUAAGUUUAUAUUUAGAAAUGUUAAUUUAUGUUAACACAUAUACAUAUACAAUUAACGUUCCAGUAAAUUUUUAUAUAAUAUUAAACUAAACAAGACUGCGUUACAUAUAAUAUUGUUAGAAACAAAGAAUAUCAUAAAGUAUUGUAAAUUGUAUUGUCGACCAAUAUUUAAAACAUAUUUAAACUUUUGCAGUGAACAACGUUACGAAAAAUCUAAGUCAAUUCUAAUCUUAGUAAAGCCAUUAAUUAGAAGUAUAAUAUUUUGCCAUAUAUUUUUUGUCCCAUAUGAUAUGGCAGAUUUUCACAAAAGCAUUUUAGAUAACAAUAAAAUUUGAAAUUAAUGAGGCAAUCUAUUAUUUGUAAUAAAUUAAUAUUUAUAUAUCAAAAUCAUCACAAAAAAUCAUGUAAAGUUAAUAACUCUGGGAUUUAUUUCAGCAAGUCUAUAUAUAUAUAUAUUAAGUAUAUAUUUAUUAAUGAGAAAUAGUAUAUAUAAUGGGUAAUAUUAAAUUAGUGUCUGAUUUAUUAGACUGUAGUUGCAAUAACUCUAUAGUUCCAUUUGAUUCCUAAUUUCGUAAAUGUAUAUUGAUAUAUUAAUUCGAUCGAAGCUAUGAAUCAAUAGUUUCUCACACGAAUUGUCCGUAGAAAUAACAGUUAAUUGAACUAUAGUCAUAAAGAAAUACACAUCUCAUUAUUAAUGAAGAAAAAGAAAACAAGAUAUAUCGUUGGUAGUAUUAAAUAAAUCACUAAUACUACAUUUAGCAUUUAUUAGUAUUUCGUACUAUAGAAGUAGGGAAUAUAAUACAGAUACUAUGCAUAUCGUAAUAAUAUUAUAGAAGAAAACAGUACUGUAUACCGGUGUAAUAAAAAUUGUAAAUCCGCUUGUCUUCUUGUUAGAAGUCUACAAAGAACAUAUAGACUUAUGUAUAAUGUGUAAUAGUCCGCCGCAUUUUAAUGUGAACCUCCCAUAUUGUACAAAGAAAAAAAAUAUAUAUACAUCUACAUUUAAAA
Vespa mandarinia (Asian giant hornet) is the source of this 4010-nucleotide messenger RNA. RefSeq names its product transmembrane protein 47. NCBI's taxonomy places the organism in Eukaryota, Metazoa, Arthropoda, Insecta, Hymenoptera, Vespidae. Gene Ontology annotation, biological process: cell-cell adhesion. The record is from RefSeq and is a predicted model, not a curated record. Gene Ontology annotation, cellular component: membrane; cell-cell junction.